This is a messenger RNA of Porites evermanni, 3409 nucleotides long. NCBI's taxonomy places the organism in Eukaryota, Metazoa, Cnidaria, Anthozoa, Scleractinia, Poritidae. The record is from the annotation of a GenBank genome assembly.
AUAUUAGGCUGUUUGCUGUGUUCAGCUGCUCUUGCUGCUGGGUCCUUUGCAAAAAGUUUAAACCUUCUUUACAUCUCCUUCAGUUGCUCCUUUGGAAUGGGCAUAAGCCUUAUUUAUGUAACUGUAACAGUUGUCGCAUCUCAUUACUUCGAAAAAAGAAGAUCUGUUGCCCUUGGUAUUAUGACAGCGGGGCAAGGGUUAGGGACAAUGAUUCUUGGCCCAACUUUACAGGCAUUAGUGGACAUGUUUGAUUGGAGGAACACUUUCCGUGUGUUUGCUGGGGUCUUAGCUCUUGCAUCAUUGACAGGUUUCUUUAUGCACAAAGGCACAUCAUCUCCCGUUGAGAAAGGACAGGUUUCUUCCAGGAAGUUUAGCUUAAAUCUGUCACUAUUUAAGAAUCCUACCUUUCUCGUGCUGAGUAUAAUGGCAGGAGUUUACACAUUCUCUCGCAUGGUGCCUUAUGUACAUCUAGUAAGUGUGCCUUGCCAUCUGUCUUUUCUUAUAGGCACUACAGUGUCAGGGGUCUAGUCCACAAUACACUAUAAACAGUGCUGGAUCCAGACCUUCAGAUAAGGGGGGGUGGGUGGGGGGGUGGAUUAAAAUUUUUUUCAGCCCUGGUCUAAAGAUAAGGGGGGCCCGGGGGACCCGGGCCCCUCCCCUGGAUCCGCCACUGACUUAUUACAUACCGUAUAGUGCCAGCUAUGCGUCCUUAUUUUCAAUGGAACUUGAGAAACAACUUAUGAAUUACAAAAUCCCAGUCUUGUGUCUAGCAAAUAUGCCUGCCAAGCAUUAUUCCAAAAAUUACAAACAACAAAAAUGAACAUUGAGAAAACUGUCGGGCUAACAUAUUUUCAAAGACCACAAUUGCUCCAAUCCGUGUCAAUCUUCUUCAAGUUUGUCCACCCGAGCCUUUUUUGUAUGCCGGUAUGUUGUGUUAUUUAUACCUUCUUUUAACGUUUUGAGCUGCUAUUUUUAUGUUUUACGCCAUUUUUUGCAGUACCCACCGUUUGAAUUUUUAGAACGUAUGAGUCGUGAGACAGCUCUCUAAGUAACGCGGGGAGGGGAGUGGGGGAAGUGAACGGGGGGGGGCGGUGGGUGAGGUUGGGGAAGCCAGGUUUGUAAGUUGCAGUAUGUGUGUCCGUUCGUCACCUUUUUAAAAACUUCCUAUAAUCUUAAGCAAAAGAAAACUCUUUGCUAUUACGAUAUCAACAUGUAUUGCUUGAAAAAAGGCAAGUAAUGUAAUCAGCUGCGGGAUAUAAAAUUACAUUUUAGGUGAAUUAGCUAUUGUUGGUGCGACUAGUCAGGUUCCUAAGUUUGAUAUAAACGCAAGACUCCGCAAGUAAUCUCCUUGGAACUGCUCAGCAGCGUCCUAAUUGAUACCUAAUUUAAUUAAGUAAUUUAUGGUCAUGUGAUAUGUAAAGCUGAGGACGAAUUCACGACUUUUAGGAGGACUGAGUGGAGUCUUCGGUUCUAUCUCCUUAAGCUUAUAUGUGAAUAAAUUCUGUGUUCAUCCGAAAGUGGAAGCAUCACACAGAGAGUCUUGUUCACAGGAGGAAGAAGAACUGUUUUUUCUAGCUAUCUUACAGGGUUAAUCUUGGACCUCUUAUAAAUGGCUUAUUUAUUCGGUUUGGACUAUCCAGCCGGUUCCAGGCGUUCAGUUAGCGGAAGAGCGGAAAAAAACCGGGAUCGUGAGAGAGCUAUCCCAUUUCCCAGGUGUUCGCGUUUCCUCGCCUAUUUCAGUCCCCUCGCUCCCUACUAUCUGAGCGCCUCAAACAGGUUAUGGACUGUCCUAUUUAACCGCUCUGUCGAGCAUUCAUAUUGUAAUCGUAACCAAUGUUGACAUUUCUCUCUCCUUUUAGAUAAAAUACUGUGAUGACCUGGGUAUUUCCGCAAACAAAAGCUCUACUCUUUACCUCUUCAUUGGUAUCUUUGCAACGUUAGGUCGUUUUGGAGCAGGCUUCCUGUGUACGUUUAAGCAAGUGAAACCAAGAACUUUGUUUCAAGUCGUUUGCUUCACAUUGGGCGCCUCCACAAUGUUACUGACUGUUUUAAAAACCUAUGGCGCCUUAGUGGCUUAUGCCAUUGUUUUUAGUUUGUCGGAUGGCCUUAUGGUAACUUCCUACAUUAUUGAAUUUUUGAAUUCCGUAGAGGAAUCAAAAAGAUCUUCAGCUUUCGGAUAUUCAAUGUUGGUGGGUGGCGCUGGUGCUAUGGCUAGCCCGCCCUUGUCUGGUAAGUUAUUGGAAACUGUACAUUACGGCAAGCUUGAAAAGUACACUUAAAAAUGGGCUAGUAUGAAUGGGAUUACUGGCUUGGGCGAUGGGUGUCCUGUGUAUUUGCGGUCACGCGCACGUUUUAGGUUUAUUUAUUACGUUCUGCUCGCGCGGGUCCUUCGCUGAAGAGAUAAAAGAGCUUGAGGCUUUGACACGACUACGAAUGUUGACCUCGUUUCAGAAGAAAUUGCGACUUAAUAUUAGACUAUAUAAAAGCAUUGUGACGAUUGGCCAUCUGAAGGACACAAACUGCUGUGCCUUUACUUGUAUUAGUACCCUGUUCCAGGCUCUAUAGUAGUAAUGUAGAGUGAUCGUAAAAUCUGGUGCGAAAAGCGCGCGGGGCUGGGGAAAGCGGAGGCGCCAUUGCGCCUGCUUCCCUCAGAUCACGUGUCUCAUUUUCGCUUGGUUUGAUUUUGCGAGGUCCCUACUAUCUGAGAGCCUGGAACAAAGGCUACAAUAUAGUUGCCUGCUGCUCCUGGAUUACUGAAAGGUCUUUUAAAAUCUUUGAACGUUAUCACUUUGACGGAAAGGGGCGAAACUAAUCUUCUGGGGUUUGGUUAUAAAAAAUACGUAAAAAAACUGAACUUUAAUUAUAUUUGAAAAAAUUAAAAAGCUUAUUGCUCCUAUCCUACUUUAUAAAGCUAAUGCGCGUAAUUCAAUUCAUAUAAAUAUGUGUUGGUGACGAAUCCAAAAUAUAUCACUGAAGAAAUUCGCGUUUUCAGGUUCUAACCCUUGCACUACUAAAAGCUGCGUUUGUCAGGAAUGAAAAUCAUUUUCCUUGUAGAGAGCCUUUUAAUUUCAGCCCAAUUACUAGUAAGAGAUUGAUACAUAUUAAUCGUUUCGUUUCAGGUUUUAUGGCCGACCGUUUUGGUAAUUACACUUCCGCGUUUCUCAUGGGUGGCGGAGUCGGGGUUAUUGCUUCUCUAAUGCCAUUUCUCCUUCUUUGCCUUAAACAAGAAUCCAAGAAGUCUUGUGAACAUGAUAGUAUGCCUCUAGACAUCAUUGAAUGCGAAGACGUUGCAGAAGAAGACCUUACUACACAACAAGAUGAAACAAAACUUGUAAACAGUAGCGGCGUGGCUCGAAAGAAUUAUGAGAGAUCAGCGUCUUUUGUCAUGGCCAUGAAGUCCCCUGUUUAG